GGAUAACAGAAAAAACACGAGCCCCGAGCAUGCGGUGUACAGGACAGCAGAUUCAACAAGAAACAUCCAACAGCGACAUCUGGACAGCGACGGCUAGCGGUCAGUGAGCACAGGUGCGCGGCGGACUGGGCGUGGUCAUGAGCGCAGGUGAACGGGAAGAAGGAAACCAGCCUGCGGAGAGGCACGGCAUUUGUUGCGGCAGUCUGAAGGAUGACAAGAUCCUGAUGAAGAUGGGUUUGGGGCUGGUCCUAGUCGGUCAUGUGAACUUCUUGCUGGGCGCACUGGUACACGGAGCUGUGCUCAGACAUAUAAGUGUGUUAACUUGGAACCAAAAGCUUGUCUAUCCAAUCUCCAAUGUCAUCGCUCUUGCGGCAGGACUCAUGGGAAUAAUUGGGGGAAUUUCGGCGAUUGUUCUCUCAAAGAACAAGAAAAACCAGCUGCUGAGUUGGUUUCUCCUAGUGGUGAGUGUCCUGGGUGUGCUGCUGGGUACCGCCUCUGCAGUGGGAAUCAGCGUUGCCUCUGUGAGGGUCAUCGUACUUGAAGGACACAAUCUAUUUGCCCACUGUAACCUCCCUGCCAACAUGAGUUUGUACAGCAUCACCAACGAAUGCCCUUUUGACCCCACGCGCAUCUAUGGUACUACAUUAAUCUUGUGGUGUCCAUUGAUCUUGAUGUCAGUGGUGGAGGCUGUGUUCUCCUGUCGCUGUUUCCUGGCCUGCACUUCUUUCCUCCGGCUGCGCUGCCCGUGGAGGAGAAAUAUCAAUAGGAGGGUAAACGGAACUGUGCGUGUCCAGCUUCCGGAAAUAACUGAACUGCCACCAGAUAAUCCGAAUGAAGAAGAGCCAACAGAACAGCAUGACCUGAUUGACAAAGACACGGUUAGAGUGGAGACUAGUGAUUGGCUGUAAUUUUAUUCAAAUUGCUGUUACACAGCGAAGCGAGAAACACCAAGUGCCAAUGAGAAUGAAGGGUACAUACAUGCUGCCUGGUAAGUGGCUCACAGGUGAAGAGUUUUAAUAUUGCAUUAACAUUGUGUGAUUCUUUAAGGGUCAAACUGUGUGACCGAGCCGAGCGAUAUUGGUGUCACCUUUAUAAAAUGCAGUGUUUUCUAUAGUAUCAUUAUGUAUGUGUAUAUAGUGUUUGUUUUAUGUUUGUUACACCCAUGGGAUUCUUGUUACAUUUAAGUAUUUUUCUAAUUGUUACUAAUACUAGAGACGGGUCAAAAUAUAUGGCUAGACAGA
This is a messenger RNA of Danio aesculapii, 1241 nucleotides long. It is a transcript of the gene tmem54a, whose product is annotated as transmembrane protein 54a. The transcript has 7 exons. The record is from RefSeq and is a predicted model, not a curated record. Bases 138 to 908 code for a protein of 256 amino acids. NCBI's taxonomy places the organism in Eukaryota, Metazoa, Chordata, Actinopteri, Cypriniformes, Danionidae.